AUGCAGCCGGGGGAGAGUCCAAAGGAAGCAGUUGCUGAGCUCAUCAGUCACAAUCCUGCAGAGGAGAAUAAGAUUAAUGGUCUGGAACAGAAGUUUAGAGGAGACGAAUUAUACUCAGAACUAGUCAGAUUGUUCUGUGAGAGCAAAAGAGAAGAGCGGAAAGCUGUGUGCAGUGAGGUGAUUCAAGAACCUGUGGCAAGAAAGGUGAAGGGACAAAUGGAAGAAGUGAUUUGGCUUAUUGAGGAAGCUCAAAAGAAACCUGCAGAAAAGCAGGAGGACGAGUUGUGGAAGGUGGAGGAGAAGAUAAAUGAGCUGAAACUAGAGUACAGAUGGGACAAUAAAUAUUCAAAAUGGGUUGAAUCGUUCUGCGACAGCAAGAGAGUACAGCUGGAUGUGUACAAAAACCUGUUAGCAAUUGAAAUGGAAUUUCUACACCCUGUGCCAGGAGAGUUGAUGAUGAAGGCAGCGGAGACAGGGAAGAUCUUACAGGAUUUGAAAGAUGAGGUAUCUGCACAGAAAUGCUCCAAGCUAGAGCUGGACAACAUGUGUUAUUGGGUGAGAUCACAUCUGAAGUGGAUUAAUACCUGGAGCAGCGAUCAGAUAGAGGUGCUACACAAGUUCAAGCAGAAGCCCAGUCAUGAAGAGAGAGACAACACAAUGAUACGCAGAAUGGAGAAAAAUGUGAAUGACAUACAGUUGUGGUGUGCAUAUAGGAAGUAUGAGCUGGAGAUGAUCAAAAAGAAACUAAAAUCAGGAGGACGCUCUAAUGUAGAUACAGAAUCAUUGUGUGAUGCAGGAGGAGAGGCCACUCCACUGGUUGAGGUUAAAGCUGAACAAAUGUAG
Clarias gariepinus (North African catfish) is the source of this 843-nucleotide messenger RNA. RefSeq lists its product as uncharacterized. NCBI's taxonomy places the organism in Eukaryota, Metazoa, Chordata, Actinopteri, Siluriformes, Clariidae. The transcript is spliced from 4 exons. The record is from RefSeq and is a predicted model, not a curated record. Bases 1 to 843 code for a protein of 280 amino acids.